Asparagus officinalis (garden asparagus) is the source of this 656-nucleotide messenger RNA. RefSeq names its product B3 domain-containing protein REM9-like. The record is from RefSeq and is a predicted model, not a curated record. Gene Ontology annotation, molecular function: DNA binding. The coding region runs from base 84 to 629 and encodes 181 amino acids. NCBI's taxonomy places the organism in Eukaryota, Viridiplantae, Streptophyta, Magnoliopsida, Asparagales, Asparagaceae. The transcript is spliced from 3 exons.
UUCGGAGGGGGUUCCUGGAGGAACUUUCUGCACGCCAUGGUUUGAGGCCGGCUUCUUCCUGGUCUUUCCGCCACCGGGGCGGCAUGGUCUUCGAUUUCCGCGCCUACGACCUGAGCAGCGUGCGAGGUGGCCUACCCCACCGUCGGCGCCUCCUCCUCGAGAGGAGGCGCGGCCCGGAGAAGAGGCGCGCCGCCGGAGCCGAUCCUCGUUACGUCGUCGUAAAAGAAGAGGAGCUCGACGACGACGCCAACGAACGGCCGGAGGAGGCUCCUGAUUCGAGAUCUUCGGGAGGAAGGGCGACAGUCCCACACGUGUGUUUUGAGGCUAAAAUGACCUUUUAUAACCUCACUAAGCCUUAUAUGUAUUUCCCAAUCGGAGUCAUUAGACAAUGCAGCGAACUAAGUCAUCUAAAGGAGAUUACCCUCAAGGACCCAGAGCUCCGAUUAUGGGAAACUCAAAUCUUUCAUAGAAAAACUCCUCCGGCAAGCGGGUCCGGGACCCACAUCGCCAGAGGAUGGCUGGAGUUUGCUCAGGCUAACAAGUUGAAUAUUGGUGAUAGAUGCGUAUUUGAGUUGGUGCCUCGAGGGAAGAAGAUGACGAUGAAUGUUCAGAUAAUUAGAAAAUUGUAGUAUCUCGUGCAUGUGUUUUCUUUUAAG